Messenger RNA from Micromonas pusilla CCMP1545, 855 nucleotides. RefSeq lists its product as uncharacterized. Lineage: Eukaryota; Viridiplantae; Chlorophyta; Mamiellophyceae; Mamiellales; Mamiellaceae. The transcript has a single exon. The coding region runs from base 1 to 855 and encodes 284 amino acids. The record is from RefSeq and is a predicted model, not a curated record.
AUGGAGCCCGAAACCAUGGACGGCGUCGUCGACGCGGCGCAGUAUCCCGUGGACGCGGUCACCGCGGACGCGAUGACGACGGACGUCGGACCGAAGGGCCUCGGCAUGUCGUUAGACGAUCUCGUUCGCGAGAGCAAACCGGCCGGUGGCGGGCGGGGCGGACGAGGACACAAAGGCGAGGGCGGACGGUUGAAAGUGCGCGCGGUGAUCGUGAAGCGACCCGCGGGCGGCGGGAGAGGGUUCGGGGGAAGAGGUCCCGCGCCGCCGAGGAAGACGGUGCGCUCGAUGGCGUUCAUCGUUCGAGCGUCGGAUCGAUCGAACGUUCGCGCGUUCGUCGUUCGUUCGUUCGUUCGUUCGUUCGUUCGUUCGUUCGUGCAUGAUUGGAUCGAUCCCCGUCGUCGUUCCGUUCCGUCCCAUCCAUCUAUCCCUCCAACCCUGACGCGUCUCUUCUCCGACGCGCGUUCGUUCGUUCCUUCGCAGCCCGGAAAGAUCUACAAGCGCGACGACGGCGUCGUCGUCCUGCACAUGUACGGCAAGGACGUCCUCGCGGCGAACAACCAGGGCGAAGUGACCCUCGACGCCGACGGCGACCGCGGGAAAAACACCUUCCUCGGCGUGCACGACGCGUUGUCCAGGUUCGGCUUCAAGCUCUCGCGUCCGAACCCGGCGGCGCCGGAGGAGUGGAGCGUCAGCGACGGGAAGAAGUUUCUGAAGCGGUACGAGGACGGGAUGGUGAUCCCCGCGCCCAAGCCGCCGGGACCGGGGCGGAUGCUCGCGCUGUUGCAGACGGAGGUUCGCGCGGGGAGGCGCGUUUUAUCUCACACUGGUCCCCGUACGACCGCGUCGGCGCGGUGA